CACACUGAGCCCCGCUGCCUGCAGGAGCCGCUUUAUAAAGAGCUAAAUUUACCAAACUUUACGUUGUUUCCUGAGCUCUCACAAUUGGCCAGCCCUUGUCCGGUUAGAGAGUUAUAAGGUUUGGAGAACCUCCUUCCACUUUUAAACUUGUUCAUGCCUUUGGAGUGCAGAAGUGGAGAGCGACAGUGAAAGAGACGCACAGGUUCUGGUGCGACUUUGACAAGAAAUAGCUUUUAUUUCACCAAACGAUGGCCUUAUCCGGAGUGAUGCUACCGUCAUUUUCAACAUUCACAAACCAAAGAGAAAAAACCUAUGAAAACAGGUGGAAAGGAGAUAUGGACAAACUAGUCUCCAACAGCAGCUGCUCCAUGAUGGAAAUGGUACACAACCUGGACAAUCACAGCAAAAGGGACGACGAGGAUCUGAGUAACUACUUAGAUCUGGAUUUUAUCCUCGCCAACACGACGGGCUCUGACAGCACAGCGGAAUUUGUGGGCACAGCCGACCCCAGCAUGUACACGGCGGGAAUCACUGUGCCAUCCUACCCGGGAGACGACCACCGCUCCCCGCCGCCGCCGUACGGCGCCAGCCUCAUGACAGAGCUGCUCCGCUCCGAGGGAACCAACAGCUAUGACAUUGCCCGCAACUCCUGCUUUCAGGGAAGAUUUUAUGUCAACACGGCACAUUUUCCCCGCCAGGAAAUCAAAGUUGAGCCCCCUAUGGACGGUUACGGCCCCGUUUUAGGCAUGGUGCCCCAAAGCUGCAAAAUCAAGCAAGAAGGGAACGUUUCGUGCAUGAUGUCUUUUGAGCAGCCCAGAGUGGCCAUCUCCCCACGAGCAUCCAGCAACAUGACCCCGCCUCUCAGCCCCGAUGAGCAGGGAGCCUCAGACUGCCAGGCACAGCUGUGCCAGCCCAUGAACUUCUCUCAGAAGUAUCACACACCGGCGGCUUUCCCGCACCACCACCAGGCUCCACAGAUGCAAAUGGCCUACCACGCUCCGCAUACUGCCUUUGGCAUGUACGAUGAAGGGCUCAGCAUGCAGCCAGGCGCGCAGAGGGUGAUGCUCACACCGCCCUCCUCCCCCCUUGAGCUGCUGGAGUCAAAACCAAAGAGAGGGCGGCGCACAUGGCCGAGGAAGCGCACAGCAACGCACACCUGCAGCUAUGAUGGAUGCGGAAAAACCUACACCAAGAGCUCACAUCUGAAGGCACAUCUCAGAACUCAUACCGGCGAGAAGCCGUACCACUGCAGCUGGGAAGGUUGUGGGUGGAAAUUCGCCCGCUCCGAUGAGCUGACCCGUCAUUUCCGCAAACACACCGGACACAGGCCCUUCCAGUGCCACCUGUGUGAACGUGCCUUUUCCAGGUCUGACCACCUGGCACUUCACAUGAAGAGACACAUGUGAAGGAGGCCACAUAAGGACAUGGGGUUAUGUUAUUUUUUGUUGUGAUUCAACUGAUGUAUUUUUAUUUAAAUUGUUGUCCACAUGACCAAAUUGUUGACCAAAUUGUUGUCCACAUGACCAAGUUUAUAUAUAUAUAUAUAUAUAUAUAUUAUAUAUAUAUAUGCUAUAUAUAUAUAUAUAUAUAUAUGCUAUAUAUAGUCUAUAUAUAUUAUAUAUAAUAUUGAAUUAAAAAGUUUAGUUGUAUUAUUUUCUAAUAACGUAGCUGGUACUACUUUGGUUCAAUAAAAAAGCUUUAGAAAAGCUUUGUUUGCUUUAGAGCAGGAAGACCAAGAAGGGGCUGGCCCUGUAUAUAUUACUCCUAUUUGACAGAACUGGAACGCUGUGUUUGACACAAAAGUGCCUUUCUAUGACUGUGCUACUGUAAAACUCUUAGUGACAGAACGACAUGGCCACAUUUAGUACAUGUUCUUAUUGACAGGGGUGAAAUGCACAUAGUUGCCUAACAUGUGCAGGGACAAUGUUUUAUUUAAACUGCCUCUCAAUGUCUGAACGGCCUGAACUGCUUUAUUUUAUUGCCUUUUCAUAUUUGGUGUUGAUGUUGUCUCUAUGUGAAUAUCUUGGAUCCAGCCCCUCAGUUCACUAUCAGGGCUUGAUGUCCUGUGCAUUAUUUUUCACUUAAAUUUAUAUAAAUAUGUACAUGGUUUUAUACUGUAAAAUGUAUAUUUAUUGUAAAUAUUAAAAACAAUGAAAUUGAA
Molecule: messenger RNA, 2161 nt
Organism: Gymnodraco acuticeps
Lineage: Eukaryota; Metazoa; Chordata; Actinopteri; Perciformes; Bathydraconidae
Product: Krueppel-like factor 2
Exons: 3
Coding region: 249-1406 (385 amino acids)
Biological process (GO): regulation of transcription by RNA polymerase II
Molecular function (GO): RNA polymerase II cis-regulatory region sequence-specific DNA binding; DNA-binding transcription factor activity, RNA polymerase II-specific
Source: RefSeq, a predicted model, not a curated record